Wyeomyia smithii (pitcher-plant mosquito) is the source of this 5148-nucleotide messenger RNA. RefSeq names its product E3 SUMO-protein ligase ZBED1-like. Gene Ontology annotation, molecular function: protein dimerization activity. The record is from RefSeq and is a predicted model, not a curated record. The transcript has 7 exons. NCBI's taxonomy places the organism in Eukaryota, Metazoa, Arthropoda, Insecta, Diptera, Culicidae. Bases 577 to 2577 code for a protein of 666 amino acids.
GAAACCUAUCGAUAAUUAUCGAUAAUAUCGAUAGUUGCCAGCUAUCGAUAGAAUCGUUAAGCUUUAAGCGUUACCGAUAGUUAUCGAUAAUCAUCUCGCAUGCACCCUACGCACCCAUCCGCAGCGAUGCCAAAACAGCUAAGCAAAUUAACCUUACCAGCGCUGAAAACGAUUCUGAUGCCUGUUCGCACUUACACGUAAUCCCCUGCAAAACUGCACGAAUAUUUCAAUUUUACUUUAUCUCACGCAAAACCCAAACAAAUAUCAACAACGAUGACAGGACAAUUUGGGACUACGAAGCUGCUGAUAUUUGUUUGGUUUUUCGCAUAAGAGAGUAAAGGAAAGAAAUAUUUUUGCUUUUGUCAACACGCAUACUCUGACAAUCUAUACGAGAGUUUACGGGAGUGUGAGCAGCCUCUAAAAUCUUUUUGAGCUUAGUCGCGAAUUGUUUGAAAAUUGAGAAAUAUUCAUGUUUGCUCACUUUAACUCGUGAUUUCGCGGUGAUUCUAAUCUUCUUAAAGUUGGCAGCAGUACGACAAAGUUGUAUGUAACGAAAGCAACUUUUUUCUUUGAAAAAUGUCACAGAAUACAGCCCAAAAAAGAACGAAGAGGUCAUUUGUAUGGGGCUUCUUCGAAAAAAUUAACAAAGGUAAUAGUAAUGUAUUUCGUUGCAAAGUUGCUGGAUGUAAAACAGAGCUCUCAUGUAGUGGAAACACUACUAACCGACGAUAUCAUUUGCAAUCGCAUCACCCGGUUGAAUUACGUGAAGCACAAUCUGGAAAUCGAAUGUCAUCUGAUUCAAGUUUUAACGAUGAUGAGAGAGACAAUGCGGAAGGAAUGCAUCACCAAAAACAAACAUCGAUGAGAAAAUACAUCAAGCAAAGCGGCAUUUCGUACAAUCCAGCUUCUCAAAAAAAAAAGGAAUUGGACAAAGCAUUAGUUCGCUUUAUAGUGAAAGAUAUACAACCGUUGGCCGUAGUUGAUGACGACGGGUUCGCCGAGUUCGUUCAUGCUCUCGAUCCGCGGUAUUGUUUACCGAGCAGGAGACACCUACGAGACGUUUUGUUGGAGCAAGCGUAUCAGAAAACUGUACAACAUAUAGGCGAGAUCUUAAAACCUAUCAAAUUUAUUGCCAUAACAUACGAUGGCUGGACUAGCCGUACAACACAAGGAUACUUGGUGGUAACUGGACAUUUUAUUUUCGAGGAAAAGCUUUCAACUGCGACAUUAGGUGUGAUACCAAUACCGUCGCGUUCGACGAGUAAAAAUUUGAAGGAAUUGAUUUUCUCAGUUCUCAAGCGGUUUCCGAAUGUAAGCGUCGUAUGCGCCGUAACAGACAGCGGCAGUAACAUGAUUUCCGCAUGUGAUUUAAUGAAGAUGAGACACAUGCCUUGUGCCGCCCACAAAAUUCAGAGAAUUGUAAUGGUUGGAAUAUCAAAAACAGAACGAUCCUUUUCUUCAAAAGAAACUGAGGAUUUUGUUGAAAAAAUUUUCUGCGAUGAUAACGAUAAUGUUCAAAACUGCGAUGUCUCCGUUUAUAAUGUUAUUGUCAAAUGCAAGCGAAUCGCAACAUUUUUCCAUCAUAGCUCUUCAGCAAACCGAAGCCUUGAGCAAGAAUUGCAUAACGCCAAGCGUCAGCUAACCAAAAUUAGUCAGCCGAACAACACACGUUGGAAUUCCGUAUACUAUAUGCUUGAGAGCAUAUGGAAAAUCGGAGAAGCACUAUUUGCCGUUCUAUCGAAAUGUGGCAAGUGGGAGUUGGACCUUACACCUGCCGAAAAACACCUUAUACCACAAAUUCUAGCCAUAUUAAAACCAUUCGUCAAGGCCACCACCAAGUUAAGCGGUGAUUCUUAUCCUACUGUAAACCUUAUUAUACCCACAACCAAACAAAUUCUUACGGAACUGAACAGUUUACUAAGUUUGUCAGACAAUGAGGUAGUAGAAGAAGAAACGACGGUAUUUGAAGUAUCAGAGAACAACAAAGACGCUAAGGUCGUCAUCGACAGCCAGGAGGCAAUUUGUUUUCUAAAGCAACUGGUUAGUUCAACGAGAGAAAAAAUGCUGGAGUAUGAAACUCGAACAGCAUCAGGAUUUAGUACUAUACUAGAUCCGCGCUUUAAAAAACAUGGAUUUAUAUCUGAAUCUAACUACCGCAUGAUGGCUGAGAAAUUAAAGGAAGAACUAAAAACAGUAAUGGCAACACAAAAUAGAACACACAUUGAAUGUACAUCAUCAAUAGAACCCGUGCCGUGUGUCUCAAAAAGAGCAGAGUACACUUUUUUGAAUAACAUUACGUUCACAAGACAUGAUCGCUCGAUCCACUCAACAGCACAGGCAAUCGUUCAUUUAAAUAAAUACCUUGAAGAUCCCAUAACAAAUGAAACCACCGAUGUGCUCUCCUUUUGGACCAAUUAUACAGCUUGCGAAGCACUAAGUGCAAUUGCUCUACGUUUCAUGAUAAUACCCGCAUCGUCCGUUCCCUCCGAGAGGGUAAAUUCGACCGCAGGUAACACAAUAACUGAUAAAAGAGCGAGAUUGACUCCAACUUUUGCAGAACAGCUAGUUUUGAAGUAGAAUACUUCUCUCAGGAAGUUCGGCUACAUAGGGAUGUGAAAUGAAAAUCUAAAACCGAAAAAAGUGAAAAAUAUGUCCAAUUUCAAAUGCUAAUAAAUCGGUUAGUAUUCGAUGGAUUUCCUUCCUGCUUGCAGCAAUAGAUUGGAAAAUCUUCUAAGAUUCUUCCCAAAAGAAGAUAAUUGUAAUUUUAUUAUUCACACUAUUGUACUAUUGAAAAUAGUCAAGCCUUGUCAAGACGAAAAAUUCGACCUCUGAUUGGUCGUUAUAUGAUUGCUUCCCAAGCACGGUCGACAGAAUCAUAUACCUUGCAAUUCAAAACAUGCUAUUUGGCCUAUAUAAGAGCCUGUUUCAGCCGAAGCCGCUCAUUAUAGUUCUAGACAGCGACAACAGCAGUCGUCCUCCCUUAGCAACAGCACCAACAGUGCAGUGGAUACCAGCGAUGGCGGAAAGCGGCCACAGCUGUGGCGUAGCAAUGAAUAGCGCACUAGUUGCAGCGGAUUCCAGCAACGAUAGCAGCUGGGCCAGCUGAUGCAGGGACAGUGGAUACCAAUGGCAGCGUAUAGCGGCCAUAACUUGGCAUGGCUAUGAAUAGCGAACUAGUUACAGCGGAUCUCAGCAUCGAUGGCGGCUGAUGCAGUGAGGCACUUUAAAACUUUUGAAAUGCAGUCUCUGUGCGAUAGUGGGCACUAGUAAAUGCAUUCAAUGAAAAGUUGACUUAUUUUGACAACACGUGAGCCGUCUAGGUUUGAGUAUCAAAUCAGCUUUUCACUUUUUAUUUUAUCACAAGGAAUAGUUAUUCACACUGUCAGUGAUAACGCAAAGAUGUGAUCGGCAUCUUAUCCGAUACUGACAGUUUCUAAUAAGAAGCGUUGCUUCAAUAUAAAGAGGCUGUCAGUGGUCAAUGCAAUUAUAGCACUGCAAAGUUAGCUCUCGCGCUAUAAAAAUAAUAAAAUUUGUCACAACGUGGGGUACAUAGCGGCUAGAAAUAAAGAGACGGUCUCUUUCCCAUCGAAACGCGAAACGGUUCGGAGCUUCAAUAAACGUUGAUCUCCUCAGUAGUUAGUUUAAUUUGAAUCCUGUGUGGUGCUUAACGAGAGCAAAGCCGAAAACCCCGAUUCUGCUUUGAACAGAUACUAAAAUGAACAACAAAUUGUCCUUUUCAGAAUGAAAUAAAAACUUGAGUUAAAAUUUUCUAAUGAGUUAAUUCACAUUUUGUAAUUUAUAAACAUUAUAAUUUUACUUUAACGUACUGAAUUAUCUUUUCGUUCAGUCAUGAACACGACAGCCGAAACUUUCAUUAUCUGCAUAAAAAUAAAUUUUUCGCAUAAUCAAAAUUUAAAAACAAGCCCCAAUAACAAGCAACUUACUAUAUUAAUGAAAAUGGCCAAUCCUUGUUGAAGCGCAAAAUUUGAUUGAUCUGGUAGGUCGUUAACAUGAUUGCUUCCCAAGCACAGUCGACAGAAACACAGACCUUGCAAUUUAAAAUGUGCUCUUUGUCAGUAUAAGAGAAAGGAUGGGAAAUAUCGGCUGAUAUGGCUAUCGAUAGUUAUCGAUGAUUUCUUACUAAUAUCGAUAACAAUCGAUAAGUUUAGCAUCUCUCCCUUAGCAUCUCUUCUCCCUUAGCAGCAGUACUAGCAGUUCAGUGGAUACCAGCGAUGGCGGAAAAUGGCCACAGCUGUGGCGCAGCAAUGCAUAGCACACUAGUUGCAGCGGAUCUCAGCAUCGAUAGCGGCUGAUGCAGUGAGGCACUUUAGUGAAAUGCAGUCUCUGUGCGAUAGUGGGCACUUGUGAAUGCAUUCAAUGAAAAGCUGACUUAUUUUGACAACACGUGAGCCGUCUAGUUUUGAGUGUUAAAUCAGCAUUUCACUGUUUACUUCAUCACAACGAAUACUUUGUUCGCAAUGUCAGUGAUAUCGCAAAGGUGUAAUCGGCAUCUUAUCCGAUACUAAAUUGAACAACAAAUUGUCCUUUCCAGGCUGAAAUUAAAACCUGAUGAAUAAAUUUCAUCUCAAAAUUUAAAAAUUGUCAAGCCCCAACCAUAACAAGUAACUUACUAUAUUAUUGAAAAUAGUCAAUCCUUGUUGAAGCGCAAAAUUCGAUUGAUCUGAUUAGUCAACGUUUAUUGACUAGAAAAAAUGACUGACAGCCGGGUUAUCUUUCUUGAAAAAGUAUUCUACUUCAUCCUUGCGGUCGUGGCUUUGCACACAACCCUCCUGUUUUUUCUUAAUGAAAACUUCAAAUUUUUGCAAAUGUAGUGCAAUAAGAAAUUUUAUAAAUUACACACUCACACUGACACAUACAUACACACGCAUACAUACACGCCUACACACUGACACUUCUGACACACACCGACAUUUCUGACACACACACCGACACACACACGAGAAAUUGAAUACAUCAUAUGUAAUGUAAUUUAGUACAUUAUAUGUAGUUAGAGGGAGAGUUGUUUUAUAACUGUUUUAAUGAAUAGAUUACUAUGAUAUUUUAACACAGUGAUUUCUUAGAUAUAAUCUUACUUAUGUCUUAUACUUAUGAGUAAAAAAGUUGUACUUGUGUACGUUGAGACGAAUC